This is a messenger RNA of Trematomus bernacchii (emerald rockcod), 533 nucleotides long. RefSeq names its product NACHT, LRR and PYD domains-containing protein 12-like. The record is from RefSeq and is a predicted model, not a curated record. The transcript is spliced from 4 exons. Gene Ontology annotation, molecular function: protein binding. The annotation marks the transcript as partial. NCBI's taxonomy places the organism in Eukaryota, Metazoa, Chordata, Actinopteri, Perciformes, Nototheniidae.
GACCCUCAGAAACAAAAUUUCCUUACUGUGGAAUCUCAGACUCUGACUGUGAAGUCGUGGCCUCCGCUCUGAAGUGCGACCCCUCCCACCUGAGAGAGCUGAACCUGAGUGGCAACAAGCUGCAGGAUUCAGGAGUGGAGAUGCUGAGUUCUGGACUAAAGAGUCCAAACUGUAAACUGGAGACUCUCAGGCUGGAGCGCUGCAGGUUGUCAGAGAUCAGCUGUUCUGCUCUGAUCUCAGCUCUGAAGUCCAACCCUUCACAUCUGAGAGAUCUGGACCUGAGUCUCAACAAGCUGCAGGAUUCAGGAGUGGAGCUGCUGAGAGAUCUUCUGGAGAGUCCAGACUGCAGACUAGAGACUCUCAGACUGAGGAGCUGCAGUUUGUCAGAGAUCAGCUGUUCUGCUCUGAUCUCAGCUCUGAAGUCCAACCCAUCCCAUCUGAGAUAUCUGGACCUGAGUCUCAACGAUCUGCAGGAUUCAGGAGUGGAGCUGCUGAGAGAUCUUCUGGAGAGUCCAGACUGCAGACUGGAGGGU